Molecule: messenger RNA, 1422 nt
Organism: Podarcis muralis (Common wall lizard)
Lineage: Eukaryota; Metazoa; Chordata; Lepidosauria; Squamata; Lacertidae
Gene: BLVRB
Product: biliverdin reductase B
Molecular function (GO): riboflavin reductase (NADPH) activity; biliverdin reductase [NAD(P)H] activity
Source: RefSeq, a predicted model, not a curated record
GCGGAGAAGGGAAGGAGUCCGGCAUGGCCGCAGCCUGCAAAAGGAUCGCCAUCUUCGGCGCCACCGGCAUGACUGGCCUGGCCACCCUGGCGCAAGCCGUCGAGGCUGGCUACCAGGUGACGGUGCUGGUGCGGGACCCAGUCCGGCUGCCGCCAGAGCCCCACCCGGCGCAGGUGGUGGUGGGGGACGUCCUGAACCCGGCGGACGUCGACCGAGCCGUGAAGGGGCAGGACGCCGUGAUCGUCAUCCUGGGCACCCGCAAUGACCUCAGUCCUACCACCAUGAUGUCUGAAGGCACCCGGAACAUUGUGGCGGCCAUGAAAUCCCACGGCAUCCGCAAAGUCGUGGUUUGUCUCUCAGCCUUCCUGAUGUGGGACCUGGACAAGGUGCCGGCCAAGCUGCGCCCAGUGACCGAGGACCACAUCCGGAUGCAGCAGAUCCUCAAGGAGUCGGGGCUGGACUGCGUCUACGUCAUGCCCCCCCACAUCGCAGGUGACCAGCCGCUCACCGGCGACUACACGGUGACCGUGGACACGUCCAGCGGCUCCAGAGUCAUCUCCAAGCACGACCUCGGGCAUUUUUUCCUCAAGUGCCUGGCCACCUCCGAGUACGACGGGAAGAACGUCUACCUCUCCAGGCACUACCCCAAGGAAUGAGGCCGGCCGGCCACCACCGCCCUGAUGGCCUCUCUCUGCCUCUGCGGAGGUCAAGGAUGAAGCCUUGUCCCAUUGACAAAAGGGAAAUUCUCCAUCGCUGAUGCCGCCCCCUCCACCCGCCCCUCUCUGCCUCGUGUGCUAUGAGUGCCUUUCUCCCCUUAACAUGAGCCAUGGGGGGGUGAGCUGCCCACCCCGCGCCCUCCGUGCCACAAAGGCUCCUUGACUGGGUUGCUGCAUGCCUGUGUUUUCCUGUGUUCAACAGCGGCUGUGCUUGUCCCGCUCUCCCCCGCCAGUGUCCUUGUGCAGUGAUUUGAGCCGCUAUGUUCUCCCCGCCACAUCCCAAGAGAAGGGAGCGAGGCUAGGGGGUCCCUGGGGAACGAGGCGCUGCUUGCUUGGUCCAAGAAGUCUCUUAUUGGGGUCAGGAAUGUGUCAGCUUCAGGAGGACACAGAACUAUUGGGCAGAAUAGCAGCCUGAGUGGCCAGGACCCAUCGGAAGGGAGUGAGGUUUUUGUAUUGUAAGACAUUAUUUAGCUGAAAAGGGAUUGAUAGAUGUAUUAAAUGGUAAGAUUACUAGUCGUUACAAAGCAGUCUGGAAUGGGAGUGGCUAAAUCAUAAAGUAUUUGCAUUAAUGUUAAUGGGUAACCUUGCUCUCUCUCUAUGGCUAUGGAACAUCCUUCCCUCUUCCUUGCUGAAGAGUUCUGUGUAACGGGAAAGCUUACAUACUUGUUAACAAAAGUUAAUCAAAUAAAAAGUAUAUUUUGACCUA